Messenger RNA from Ceraceosorus bombacis, 896 nucleotides. The record is from the annotation of a GenBank genome assembly. NCBI's taxonomy places the organism in Eukaryota, Fungi, Basidiomycota, Exobasidiomycetes, Ceraceosorales, Ceraceosoraceae.
AUGGGCCCAGCCGAGACGAAACGAAGGCGAGCUGAAUGCGAGCUUCCAGGGACGGUGGGCAUGGACCAAACCGGACCAGAUCCUUCUUCUGCCUACGCAAUACCUCGCGUGGGUGUCGGAUGUCUGGUGGAGUCUCAGGGACUAGUCUUGGUUGGUAAACGCAAAGGGUCACACGGCGCCGGUACGAUCCAGCUGCCAGGUGGACACUUGGAGCUUCACGAGACGUUUGAGCAGUGCGCGAUACGCGAAGUUCAGGAGGAAACUGGCCUCAUCAUCGAUCAGACUACCAAUCCCGAUCUGGUCUUGGGUCAAGGAAGUGCACUCAUUGGUGGCCAAUCACACGCUCGCGGCAAAGCACUGUUUCUUGCCGAAUCCCCACGUAUGCGUGGUACCCAAAGGGACGAGGAUUUCAUGCAUUAUCUCACCGUCUUUAUGUACGCGAGGCUGCCUGACGUCUACGGCGAAUCUGGCCAUCGACCCGUCCCUCAAGUGAGCGCAUACACAAAGCUGGCCCUACGACGCAAUAGCUGACGAUCAGUGUGCUUGAUACGACCUUUCCGUGUCUUGUUCAGGUGCGCGAACCUCAGAAAUGCGAUGGCUGGUGCUGGGUACCUCUACGUGAGAGGCGUCUACAUUUUUGCUCGAGCCAGCUGCUCAUCACGCAAAACUUCUUCCUCUCCACAGGGUGGAUCAUAGCGCGCGCCUUGCUGGAAGAACCCAGUCCCAACAAUUCCGUGCUUGACGCAAAGGUCGAAGCAAACAAGAUGAGAGGCAGUGACUAUCGCGAUGGGAGCAGCCAAGGAGCCUGGGAGGCAGCCGACGCCUUCGCAGGAGAUGCGCCGCUCUUCCAGCCUUUGGCGCUCCUUGGCUGGCACUUGUGGUUCGAAAGCGAGUAG